AAGAUUAUUGGACAAUUAUAGAUAAAUCUACUAUUAUUUCAACUUUAUUAGAUCCUUGUUCAAAAUUACUCACUUUUUCAUCAGAAGAAAACAAAAAUCAAGCUAUUAAUAUUCUUCGUUCUAAAAUGAAUAAUUAUGCAUCAAAAUUAAAUAACUCAAAUUCUGAAAAUAAUAUUUUAAAAUCUUCUAGUACUAGAUUAUUUUUUGAAAACUUAAUUACACAACAAAAUAAUCAAGUUAAUCAAGCUCAACCAAUUGAAGAUGAGUUAGAAAGAUAUUUAGCUUUACCAUCAAUAUCUUCAGAUUCAUUACUUUGGUGGAGUCAAUAUGAAGAUAAAUUUCCAGUUUUAUCUAAAAUAGCACAAGAUUACCUUGCUAUUCAAGGAACAAGCAUUCCAUGCGAGCAAGCUUUCUCAAUGGCAGCCCACACAAUUACAAAAAUUCGUAAUCGUCUUCAUCCUAACACAGCACGUGCUGCUUUAUGCUUAAAAAGUUGGAUAGAUUAUGAAGCAAUAUAUGAUCGACAAACCGCGGUUGAACCGCGGUUCUCAACCGCAGUUCAAACCGGUUUAACAUGGUUUUCAAACCGAACCGAACCGACUCAACCAUUUAACAUCCCUAAGUGGAAUUCACAUAUUGAACAACUGUCACAUCAACUUGGAACUCAAACCCACGAAAUAAAAGAUUUAAAAAAGAAAUUAGUUGAUUCUUAUGAUCAAUUAACUGAAGCAAUGGAAAAAAACAAAGUUCUUGUUGAGCAAUGGAAUUUGCAUUUUAGCAAUCAGCCAAAAC
Molecule: messenger RNA, 792 nt
Organism: Entrophospora candida
Lineage: Eukaryota; Fungi; Glomeromycota; Glomeromycetes; Entrophosporales; Entrophosporaceae
Source: the annotation of a GenBank genome assembly